Galeopterus variegatus (Sunda flying lemur) is the source of this 1650-nucleotide messenger RNA. It is a transcript of the gene TMEM45A, whose product is annotated as transmembrane protein 45A. NCBI's taxonomy places the organism in Eukaryota, Metazoa, Chordata, Mammalia, Dermoptera, Cynocephalidae. Bases 346 to 1221 code for a protein of 291 amino acids. The transcript is spliced from 7 exons. The record is from RefSeq and is a predicted model, not a curated record.
CCCCCACGUCCUCUCCUUCUACCCACUUAUUAUUUAUUCAUUGCCCCAAAGGAGCAACCAGGGCCCCGAGCUUCAAACUUUCCCCCCCUAAUGCGAGACGGGGCCAGAUCCCAUCCAACAGAGUUUAAUUUUCAUGGGGCUCUGGGAUCAAAAGAACAGAAACAGCAACAACAAAAGCUCAGCCGCUGCCUGAUUUAAAUCUGGCAGAGUGGGGAAAAUAAAGUGUUGAAUAAACAGACCAAGUUGGAAAAUUUUCAGCAUUAACUAAGAAACAGAGGCUCCAUUUUAGCUGCUUCCUAUCCCUUCUGCCCCAGUUCUAAGGUCCUUGAUCUACUGAGACCAAGGAUGAUGAAUGACUCAGAAGGGAAGAUUGGAUUGGAACACCCAGAGAUCAUGGGGAGCUUCAGAGGUCAUGCCCUCCCUGGAACCUUUUUCUUUAUCACUGGUCUUUGGUGGAGUACAAAGAGUAUUCUGAAGUAUCUCUGCAAAAAACAAAAGCGGACAUGCUACGUUGGUUCCAAAGUAUUAUUCCAUCGAAUAGAAAUUUUGGAGGGAAUUGUAUUGUUUGGCAUGGCUUUAACUGGCAUGGCUGGGGAACAGUUUAUUCCUGGAGGGCCCCACCUGACCUUAUAUGACUAUAAACUGGGCCAGUGGAACCAACUCCUGCGUUGGCAGCAUUUUACCAUGUAUUUCUUCUUUGCGCUGCUGGGCGUGGCCGAAAUCUUAUCUUUUACCAUCAGUUCACUUCCCGUCUCCUUACCCAAGCUAAUGUUGGCAAAUGCCUUAUUUGUGGAGGCUUUUAUCUUUUACAACCACACGCAUGGCCGGGAAAUGCUGGACAUCUUUGUGCACCAGCUGCUGGUCCUGGUCAUCUUUUUAACAGGCCUGGUGGCCUUUCUAGAGUUCCUCACAUGGAACAAUGUACUGCUAGAGCUUCUGCGGUCAAGCCUCAUCCUGCUUCAAGGGAUCUGGUUCUGGCAGAUUGGUUUUGUCCUGUAUCCUCCCAGCGGAGGUCCUGCAUGGGAUCUGAUGGAUCACGACAACAUUUUGUUUCUUGCCAUGUGCUUUUGUUGGCAUUAUGCAUUGACCUUUGUCAUCAUUGGAGCAAAUUAUGGUUUUGUCACCUGGUUGGUUAAAUUUAGAUUUAAGAGGUUCUGCCCCUCAGAAGUUGGACUCCUGAAAAAUGCUGAACGAGAACAAGAAUCAGAAGAAGAGAUGUGAUUUUGAUGGGAAUCCAGUCUUUCUUGAUAAACCUUUUCUGAUUUGAAUUGUCUUUAUUCAUGGUUAUGUUUCUUGACCUUUUGUUUGGAGAACAACUGGCUAAGGACAGCUCUCAGUAUACUGUUUGUAUUUUUGUUAAAGUAUUUGAAUUUAAAUGUUUUAUUUUUAGCUUUGGAGAUAUUUUAGGUGAGAAGUUCAUUUUGCACAUAAUGCAUGUCAUGGUAUUCAGGGGUUAAAAUGACUCUUCCCAUGCCAUCUAAAGUUUGGUGCCAACACUAUUAAAAAUACUUUUUAUUUGCCUUAUAGGUAUGCUCAAGGUUCCUGAGCUUGCUACCAUGUGUAACUUGUUAAACAUGGAAUUACACUUGUUUGUCUUGUUGCUGAAUGAGAAAUAAAUGAAUGCAUGCACCUUGGUAUAGGCACCUCAAA